CCCAUUCAAUGAUUCAUUCGGUUCCCUCUCGUCUUAGCUUCCAUGAGUCUCUGCAAGGACUGUAUCUCAGGUGUCACUCACGAGGGUACUCCGACCGGUAAAAUUGAGCAGAUCGGCGGAGUAGAAUGCUAUGUUGCUACUCCUGCGGGGGAGUACCCCAACAACAAAGUUAUUCUGUUCUUGCCAGACGCUUUCGGGAUAACUCUCCCGAAUAAUCAGCUGCUUGCAGAUGAUUUCGCUAAGAAUGGGUAUAAGACCAUCAUACCCGACUAUUUUAACGGCGACCCUGUACCUGCUGAUGCUUUGGAACCUGGUAGGACAUUCGACUUCGCAAAAUGGUUGCCUAACCAUUCACCCGCACAUACUCGCCCUCCUUUGGAUAAGGUCGUCGCUGCUUUGAAAGACUCUGGAGUAAUAGAAUUCGGCGCUACUGGUUACUGCUUCGGAGGUCGCUACGUCUUCGAUCUGGCCUUUGAAGAUGUUCUCAAAGUAGCCGUCGUAUCUCACCCAUCCCUUCUCAAAUUCCCUGAUGAUUUCGAGAAAUAUGCCACUACCGUCAAAGCGCCCCUUCUCAUUGAUAGCUGCACGAUCGAUCAGAUGUUCCCAAAGGAAAUUCACGAGAAAACCGAUGAGUUGUUUGCCAAGUUCUCUCCGGGGUACAAGCGUGAAUACUGGGAGGGCUGUACGCAUGGAUUCGCUGUUCGUGGCGAUAUAAGCGAUCCUAAGGUCAAGGCCGGGAAGGAGGGGGCUUUUAAGGCAGCUGCCCAAUGGUUCCGAAGCUAUCUGUAG
This is a messenger RNA of Desarmillaria tabescens, 789 nucleotides long. Its product is annotated as dienelactone hydrolase endo-1,3,1,4-beta-D-glucanase. Gene Ontology annotation, molecular function: hydrolase activity. NCBI's taxonomy places the organism in Eukaryota, Fungi, Basidiomycota, Agaricomycetes, Agaricales, Physalacriaceae. Bases 43 to 789 code for a protein of 248 amino acids. The transcript is spliced from 8 exons. The record is from RefSeq and is a predicted model, not a curated record.